Rotaria sordida is the source of this 738-nucleotide messenger RNA. Lineage: Eukaryota; Metazoa; Rotifera; Eurotatoria; Philodinida; Philodinidae. The record is from the annotation of a GenBank genome assembly.
AUGACUCAAAUUCAACCAAUAGCAGCUCGUAUACCUUAUAUGGUUGGAAUUGGUAAUCAUGAAUAUGAUCAUGUUUUGGGUGGAGAUAAAGAUCCAAGUGGUGCAUCAGGUCCUGGAGGAUUUCGACCUAAAUGGGGUAAUUAUGGUUAUGAUUCAGGUGGUGAAUGUGCUAUUCCAAUGAUUCAUCGUUUUAAUUCUCCAUCUAAUGGAAAUAGUCUUUUUUGGUAUAGUUUUGAUGUUGGUCCAAUUCAUAUUAUUUAUUAUUCAACAGAACAUGAUUUUCGUCAUACAUCACCACAAUAUAAAUGGAUUGAACAAGAUCUUCGUUCAGUAAAUCGUUCACGUACUCCAUGGAUUAUUGUUGGUUCACAUAGACCAAUGUAUGCAUCAGAAACCGACGAACCACAUGAUUUUAUUAAAAUAAUGUUACAAUUUUAUUUGGAACCAUUAUUCUAUCAAUAUCAUGUUGAUCUUAAUCUAUUUGCACAUAAACAUUCAUAUGAACGAACAUGUCCUAUGUAUAAACAAGAAUGUGUUUAUGAUGGUAUAACACAUGUUUUAAUUGGUAUGGCUGGACAAGAUAUAGAUUCUGGUGAAUAUUCUGGUGCAGAAUGGAGUAUCUAUCAUGAUCAACAAUAUGGAUAUUGUCAAUUAUGGGCAAAUCGAACAUUUUUACAUUUUAAAUAUUAUCAUAAUGAUAAUGAUGCACUUAUUGAUCAAUUUAUACUUCAAAAAUAG